CGGAAAGUGAAGGUGAUCCUACGAUUUCAAGUGCACACGUAAUGAAAAAUCAAACGAAUAUACAUUAGUAACAGAAAGUGAAAAUCUAAUGAAAUAAUAAGAGGUAUCAGAUCAGUUCAAAACCUGCCGUGUAAAAUCCAGAUAAAAAUCAUUGGUGUUAACUCAGUGAACAAUACGACCGAAAACGUUUCAUAUAUUUGUACAAUACGAAACAGCUGAAACGAUGACUGACUCAUACAAAAACUUGAAUGAUGAUGAUGAGGCAAAGAAACGUCCGGGAACAUCAGAAGGAAGGGAUGGCUUUUCGUAUGAAAUUGCAAUACUAACACUCGUGUUGCAUCGAGCAAAACAGAAAGAAAUAAAUUCAUUCCACAUGGCUUCCAACAUGGAUGGGGUUGGGGCCUUUGACGAUUUGGUAUUCAUCGAUUAUUCUGAACCACGUUGGGGCCUAUUUCUGCAAGCCAAACACAAGGGGAAAUCAAUUACCCAGGACGCGCUUUUGGAAAAAACAGGUGAUUUUAGCAUUUGUAAAUAUUUCGAUAGUUAUCAAACAAUUAAGAAAAUCAAAAAGUUUAGAGACAUAAAUGUGACUUGCGUUUUGUACAGCACCGGUGGUGUUGCUUACAAAAAUAUUGAAAUGAAAAACAACAUAAGUCAACCAUCGAUUCCUAUAAAUCGAGGAUACAGUUUAGAUGAUUUAAUCUCCAAAUUUGAAAUUGAAGGAAAUAAAGCCAAACCUGAAAAGUUUCAGUUAAGUAAUGACGUGAAUAGUAAGUACGUAAAUAGUUUAUUGCAAAUUACUGUUGAAAAUCUGGCAAACAAACUGAUAGAGCUGGCUUCGAACAAAACUGGCUCGCUAGCCGGAGAUUUGGUGGACUAUCAAUUUCUAUUAGCCAAAGAGGUGAUAGAUGUUAAUACAAGAAAAAUUAAACCCUCGUUUUUCGAGAAAAAAGUGGAAUUUUGGUCCGUAUUCAGGGAGACUAUGAGAAAAAAAGUAGCGAAAGAAUUACUUGCAAAUUUAGAACCUAUAGAAAAAAUUGCAAUACUUAAAGAAAUAACCAAAACGCCAACAAGUGAAUCCAUUAGUAAGGCAAUUGAACUUUUUAUCAAAUAUAUUCCAAAGAAAAAAAGGUUAGAAAUAAUAACAGGGUGGCAGAAGUGGCCCGAACAGUUUCAAAAGCAAGUUAAAGAAAUUGAAAGUUGUUUAGAAACUUUGGAAGUUGAAAAAGAAAUAAUUGACGAGGCAAUUAAGUUGGCCUGCAUGAAUCAAUUAAAAUCACUGGAGUUUAAAAAUUUUCCUGCAAGUUUUGGCAGGAUUGAUAGUGUUUCGUUACACGAUAACAAACAAUUAGAAGAAUUGGCAGCACAGUUUAGGAAAGCUUUCCGAAGCGAUAACAGUACUGAAGUACGGCUUUCUCAAUUGCAAAUCAAGUUAGAAAGACUUUUCGGGUUGGUUGGCAGUUUGCUGAUUUUUGACAGCGAAAGCAAAACUUUCAAAUUCAAUUAUGAUUCAGAGCUGUGGAAACCGUUUUCCACGAAUUUAAACCAAGCUAAAAGCAUUCGAUUCGUGAAUGAUGUUGCCGGUUUAACAUUGAUCAAUGCAAAUGAUAGAAAACUUGUGAACGAAUUUCUUGACAAUAUGUGGUUUUACGUUAAACAACCUAAAGUAAAUCAGUUAAAGGAUCUGUUGAAAUUAGAGAUAUCUAAAAACUGUUGCGGAGUCACUAAUCUUCGCUUGAGUUCAGAAGAUGAUACAAUUUUCCGCUACGUUUACAACCAGACUGAACUAUGGUGGACGAAUCCUGAGGGAGGAUGGUUAUCCAAUGAACACCAAUAUUUCGAAGAGGCAAUUUUAACUGUUUUGGAUGGCCUUUUUAACGAAAAACAUCAAAAGUUCAAAGCACUAGAAUUUAGAAGCGAUGUUGUUGAUGGUUUCAAAUUUGUAGAUUUGACGGGCGGAGCUGUUAACAUUGUGACAGAUCACCCUCUUAUUACCAGCUCUAAAUUAUCUCAUUAUUAUGGGAAGAAACAGGUUCACUACCUUAUCGACUGGGAAAUCGUAAAAUCUCCCGAGUGCGCCGAGAACUUGAAAAAGGUGAUUAAAAGUUAUGGUCUCAAUCCGGGCAACAAAUCCCCAAUAAUAAUAGUCGUUUCAAAUAACAAAGUUGAUUUUUCAUUGGAUUGCUCGUCAUUUAAAAACUGCAUUCUGAUAAGUCCGAAUAAAAUAAUAUCAUAUAUUUUUACUGAUACUUGCAAUGGUAUGACAGACCUGACGCGUGAUUCACAAGAACAAAUUUUAGCGAAAGAAACUAUAACCUUUCAAGGUGUGCCAAUUCGUUUGAAUGAUCUAAUAACCACUGAAAAGCUACGAGAGGCAAUUGAUGCAACAACGCUCUCCAAGUUACUUUUCGAGCAUAAAAUAAUUAAAAUAGGCAAAACACCAGGGUCUUUUACUGCCGAGGGUGUCGAGGAUUACUAUGUUCAACGCAUUUUGCAACGCCAUGGAACUUUUCUAAUGGAAACUCUGAGAGAUGGUUCGGAAUUUUUCAUCACUGAAUCAAGCAAUUUUGAAGAAAAGCAUUCCACACCAGAUUCAGAUGUUGUGAUAAUUUCUGAUAGUGAUGAAGCUUUUAAGACUCUAUGUAGUAAAUUCAACAAACGAAAUAUUCACUGGGUGAAAAAAACAAGUGGUAAAUUGCAAUGGCAGAAAUCGUGUGGCUCCUUGAGAAAGCUUCGCAACAUUGUUUCAAACUUUAUUCAAGAUUUUGAAGUAAAUUAUUUUAAGCCGCCCUCGGUAGAGCUGCUAGUAGCAGAACCUGGAAUGGGAAAAUCAACGAUUUUCUCCUUCAUAGCAAAUGAAACAAAACAGAAAAAUCCCACUUUCUGGGUAUCAAAUGUGUGCCUUCAUGAUCAUUCGGGAGUUUUUUCUAAAUGGUUACAAACUCGAAAUACUGAGAACCAAUCAGCUCAAGAAUUUUUGUUUGAUGCAUUAAAAAAGAAAAGGAAAGAAAACAAUUUGGAUGGGCCGGCUAUACUAGAAAGAGAAAUAUUCUAUCAUUUAUAUGAGACGAAACAGAUCAUUAUAUUUCUUGACGGGUACGAUGAAAUCAGUCCCAACUAUGAGAAACAAGUGUCAGCCUUGAUUAGUAUGUUGAAAAAACAGAACAUGAAAAGCUUGUGGAUUUCAACUCGGCCGAAUUUCAAGACUAAGUUAGAAGAAGAGUUGAACGUUUUUUCUUUAAAAUUGAAACCAUUUGAGGAAGAAGAUCAAAAAGAAUUUCUGAAAACGUACUGGAAAGUCAAUAUCAAAAACGAGUUGAGUGAAAAACGUUUGGUUGAAUUCUGUUCUAGAAUUUUAUCACAAUUUUCUCACACAAUUGGUGAUCAGCCAACACAAUUUUGUGGUAUUCCUCUACAGCUACGAAUGAUUGCUGAAAUAUUUACUGGAAAGUGUAAAAAAUGUUGUGAUUCAUCUUGUCGUGAAACAGUUGAAAAAAUGAUGGGCAAUAUCGAAACCACAAUGAGUUUGAUCGAUCUUUACGAUGAGUUCUUUAGAAUUAAAUUCGAAGUUGUACAAUACCAAGAAAAGAACCGCAUGGAUCUCGAGUCGAUAUACGUGAAGCAAAUAGUGAAAGAUCAAGCUCCUGGUGUAUUACAAACUCAUCGAAUAUUGGCAGUUUUUACAAUUUUACAUGAAGAAAUGCGAGAAAAGUUUCUCUCGCCGGACGAAAUCUUGCAAGGUAAUCAGUUAUUGGAAACGGUCUCUGACUCACGCGAAAAGACCGGAAUUGUUUAUCGAAUCGUAAAUGGUCAGCCUGUUUUUGUUCACCAAACCUUCGCUGAAUAUUUUUUCAUUGAUUGUUUUUGGCAAAAAUUGAUGACAGUUGAAUUUGAAUCGGAAGCCUUAGUUGAUGACUUAAUAUGUAAUGGUAGAGUUCAAGUUUGCCGCUUUUUACUGCAAAAAGUCCACAAAGAACGAACGGUUCACGAAAAUCCGUUGAAACCUGAAUCAUUGAUACGAUUCUGUAAGGCUGUUGUUCAAAUGCGUAUCUCGCAUCAUGAAUGCCCAGCGUUAUUGGAAAAAUAUGAACUACACAGUCAAAGCUCUGAUAUGAUGAUAUUACUUAAAGUUGUUGACUCAUCCAUUGUUUUAUUGAAAGAAAAAAACUGUGGCUCUAGUGCAAUUGUUUCUUAUCUUUUGCCUGAAGACCGGGAAAUUCUUUUCUGUGCUUCGAUAUCAAAUAAUUUAAUAAAUUUAGUUAAGUGUUUGAAGGAUGCUUUUUCGCCUUGGAACAUAAAUGAUACUUACAUAUGGGAUACUCUCAACAAUGAACAAUACAAGAAAAACGAUUUUAUGGAUGACUUUGACGAUUUCGAUCGUCUAACUGCUUUACAUGUUGCUGCGGAGAAAGGCUAUAUAGAACUGGUUGAACAUUUAAUCGAAGUUGGAGCGGAUGUUAAUGUCAUUUCAAAUGAUCGUUCAACACCGUUGCAAAUGGCUUUGGAUUACAGACAGAUGGAAAUAGUCGAACUGUUGGUUAAAAACGGGGCGAAUGUUGAUAUUCCCGAUUGGAACGGAGAAACUGCACUGAUGCUGUCAUUGCAAACGAAUCUAUAUGAUACAGCGGAAAAUUUGAUAGUUCAUAGUGACAAUAUUGAGAGUACAGAUUCACGAGGAUUAACAGCAUUUCAUUAUGCUGCAAGAGAGGGCCAUGCUGGAAUAUUCGCAAAACUGGUUGCAGCAAGUGCAAAUGUGGACGCUACUACUGAAAACGGGGAAACAGCAUUAAUGAUUGCUUCUAGUUUUGGGCAUAGUGAUGCGGUAGAUGCUUUACUAGAACGAACCAAUAAUAUUAAUACCGCAAACUCAAGAGGAUGGACGGCAUUACAUUAUGCUGCAAAACAAGGAAAAGUUGAAACAAUCAAAAAACUGUUGACAACAGGAGCAAAUGUGGACGCUAUUACUAAGAAUGGGAAAACCGCAUUAUUGGUUGCUUUCGAAUUUGGGCACAGUGAUGCGGUAGAUGCUUUAAUAGAACGAGAUAAAAAUAUCAAUGCCGCAGACUCAGAAGGAUGGACGGCAUUACAUUAUGUUGCAAAACAAGGAAAAGUUGAAACAAUCAAAAAACUGUUGACAACAGAAGCAAAUGUGGACGCUAUUACUAAGAAUGGGAAAACCGCAUUAUUGGUUGCUUCCGAAUUUGGGCACAGUGAUGCGGUAGAUGCUUUAAUAGAACGAGAUAAAAAUAUCAAUGCCGCAGACUCAGAAGGAUGGACGGCAUUACAUUAUGUUGCAAAACAAGGAAAAGUUGAAACAAUCAAAAAACUGUUGACAACAGAAGCAAAUGUGGACGCUAUUACUAAGAAUGGGAAAACUGCAUUAUUGGUUGCUUUCGAAUUUGGGCACAGUGAUGCGGUAGAUGCUUUAAUAGAACGAGAUAAAAAUAUCAAUGCCGCAGACUCAGAAGGAUGGACGGCAUUACAUUAUGUUGCAAAACAAGGAAAAGUUGAAACAAUCAAAAAACUGUUGACAACAGAAGCAAAUGUGGACGCUAUUACUAAGAAUGGGAAAACCGCAUUAUUGGUUGCUUUCGAAUUUGGGCACAGUGAUGCGGUAGAUGCUUUAAUAGAACGAGAUAAAAAUAUCAAUGCCGCAGACUCAGAAGGAUGGACGGCAUUACAUUAUGUUGCAAUACAAGGAAAAGUUGAAACAAUCAAAAAACUGUUGACAACAGGAGCAAAUGUGGACGCUACUACUAAGAACGGGGACACACCAUUAAUCGUAGCUGUCAAAUCUCGGUGUAGUGAUGCUUUGCUGAUAGAUGCUUUGUUAGAACGAGAUAAAAAUAUCAAUGCCACAAACUCAGAAGGAUGGACGGCAUUACAUUAUGCUGCAGAACAAGGAAAAGUUGAAACAAUCAAAAAACUGUUGACAACAGGAGCAAAUGUGGACGCUACUACUAAGAACGGGGACACACCAUUAAUCGUAGCUGUCAAAUCUCGGUGUAGUGAUGCUUUGCUGAUAGAUGCUUUGUUAGAACAAACCAAUAAUAUUGAUGCUGCGAACUCAGAAGGAUGGACGGCAUUACAUUAUGCUGCAGAUCAAGGAAAAGUUGAAACAAUCAAAAAACUGUUGACAACAGGAGCAAAUGUGGACGCUACUACUAAGAACGGGGACACACCAUUAAUCGUUGCUGCCAAAGCUCUGUAUAGUGAUGCUUUGCUGAUAGAUGCUUUGUUAGAACGAGAUAAAAAUAUCAAUGCCACAAACUCAGAAGGAUGGACGGCAUUACAUUAUGCUGCAGAUCAAGGAAAAUUUGAAACAAUCAAAAAACUGUUGACAACAGGAGCAAAUGUGGACGCUACUACUAAGAACGGGGACACACCAUUAAUCGUAGCUGUCAAAUCUUGGUGUAGAAAUGCUUUGCUGAUAGAUGCUUUGUUAGAACAAACCAAUAAUAUUGAUGCUGCGAACUCAGAAGGAUGGACGGCAUUACAUUAUGCUGCUAAAGAAGGAAAAAUUGAAACUAUUAAAACACUGUUGACAGCUGGCGCAAAUGUGGACGCUACUACUGAGGACGGUGACACAGCAUUAAUGAUUGCUUCCGAAUUUGGGCGUAUUAACGUGGUACAUACUUUACUAGAACGAGAUGAAAAUAUUAAUGCCACAAACUCAAAAGGAUGGACGGCAUUACAUUAUGCUGCAGAACAAGGAAGAGUUAGAACAAUCCAAAAAUUGUUGACAACAGGAGCAAAUGUGGACGCUACGGCUAAUAACGGGGACACACCAUUAAUCGUUGCUGCCAAAUCUUGGUGUAGUGCUUCUUUGCCGAUAGAUGCUUUGUUAGAACGAACCAAUAAUGUUAAUGCUGCAAACUCAGAAGGAUGGACGGCAUUACAUUAUACUGCAAAAGCAGGAAAUGUUAAAACAAUCAAAAAACUGUUGACAACAAGAGCAAAUGUGGACGCUGUUACUGAGAAUGGGGACACAGCAUUAAUGGUUGCUACCAAAUUUGGGCGUAGUAACGUGAUACAUACUUUACUAGCACGAGAUAAAAAUAUAAAUGCUGCAAACUCAGAAGGAUGGACGGCAUUACAUUAUGCCGCAAAAGCAGGAAAUGUUAAAACAGUCAGAAAACUGUUGACAGCAGGAGCAAAUGUGGACGCUACUACUGAGAACGGUGACACAGCAUUAAUGAUUGCUUCCGAAUUUGGGCGUAGUAACGUGGUACAUACUUUACUAGAACGAGAUGAAAAUAUUAAUGCCACAAACUCAAAAGGAUGGACGGCAUUACAUUAUGCUGCAGAACAAGGAAAAGUUAAAACAAUCCAAAAAUUGUUGACAACAGGAGCGAAUGUGGACGCUACGACUAAUAACGGGGACACACCAUUAAUCGUUGCUGCCAAAUCUUGGUGUAGUGCUUCUUUGCUGAUAGAUGCUUUGUUAGAACGAACCAAUAAUAUUAAUGCUGCAAACUCAGAAGGAUGGACGGCAUUACAUUAUGCUGCAAAAGCAGGAAAUGUUAAAACAAUCAAAAAACUGUUGACAACAAGAGCAAAUGUGGACGCUGUUACUGAGAACGGGGACACAGCAUUAAUGGUUGCUUCCAAAUUUGGGCGUAGUAACGUGAUACAUACUUUACUAGCACGAGACAAAAAUAUAAAUGCUGCAAACUCAGAAGGAUGGACGGCAUUACAUUAUGCCGCAAAAGCAGGAAAUGUUAAAACAGAAAACUGUAACAAUCAAAACACAGUUGACAACGAGGCAAAUGUGGACGCUACUACUAAUAACGGGGGCACACUAUCAAUCUUUGCUACCAAAGCUUGGUAUAGUAAUGCUUUGCUGAUAGAUGCUUUGUUAGAACGAACCAAUAAUAUUAAUGCCGCAAACUCAGAAGGAUGGACGGCAUUACAUUAUGCUGCAAAAGCAGGAAAUGUUAAAACAAUCAAAAAACUGUUGACAAGAGGAGCAAAUGUGGACGCUGCUACUGAGAAUGGGGUCACAGCAUUAAUGGUUGCUUCCGAAUUUUUGCAACCUGACGUGGUACAGACUUUACUAGAACGAGAUAAUAAUAUUAAUGACGCAAACUCAAGAGGAUGCACAGCAUUUCAUUAUGCUGCAAAAGCUGGAUAUGUUGAAAUAAUCGAACCACUGUUAACAGCAGCAGCGAAUGUUAAUGCUACUACUGAGAGCGGAGCAACAGCUUACGAGAUUGCCUCAAGAAGUAAUCAUUCUGAAGUUGCACGAUUACUGCUAACAAGAGCAUCUCUUUUCAACACUGCAGACUCAAACAACUGAAUUGCCAAAAUAGUUCCAAAGAUAAGGAGCCUUCCCACUCUGGAUAUCCUCGCUUCUGUGUUGGAUAUAUUCAAAAGCUAAGCUUUGAAUCGAAAAAUCUUUAUUCGAACUCAAAUCACAACAGUAUGAAAUUUAAAUUGGGUCCCUGUUUCACUCAUCGAUGGAUUCCAACAGUAUUGAUCAAUAUCUCAUAAGAACAUGAGCGGAACAGAAUCCGAACACAGCUUAUUGGAGUCUAGCAAUUUGAAAAUGUUAUUAGAUUAACUUUUUAAAACUCCUCGAAAAAAAAUUAUUGCACGUCUCUAUCGAAAAUAUAUAUAAUAUAUGGGUCAUUCCAUGUCAAGUGAUCAGGCAAAUGCAACGACCCUCUCCGAUUCGCUUCAAAUGAAUAAAAUAACUUGUUUUAGGUCGAAACUGAAAUAUUCAGAGUUUUGGGUCAAUCGGACAAAUGUUUUGGAAAAACAUUAUAUCUCAGACACCGUAAGAGCUACAGAUAAUCUAAGACACUUUAUUUAAAGGUUUUUAAAUUUACAAUCGAAUGGCAUCAUAAGAUUUUGCAAACAGUGUUGCCAAUGUUGGUAUUUUCACGUUUAAAAACUAAAACUUCGUUUAUCUCAAAACACCCCCAAUUUUUUUUUUAAAUCUGAUGUCACCAAUGUGUUUAACGGAAAAUUUUACAUAAGAAUCACCUAUCCACAAAAUGCAAUAUGUGCCGUUGUGAAGAUAUUCAACUUUUAAGAUAACGAGUUCGUUAAAUUCACACAACAAAUGUGACCAAAUGUUGAAACGCACUCGAAACAAAAUCACUAUUUCACAUCUCAAGUGUGGGUUUCUCAUGACCUUUUUUAUGGUUUAUUCCUGUGUUUUCAUAACGUGGUUUCUGUCAAAACAUACGCAGGUUGAUUUGAGUUUUCACGACAGUGAAAAAAAUUGUGUUUAAUAGGUUGGAGUUUAAAUAGUAAGUGUACAGCUGAAAAUCACAAUCGAUCGCACUUAACAUCACGAGAAUGGCUAUUGUUCAAAGUUUGGUGUUCAACGUUUGCAAACUAUAUGUGGAAGCCAUGAAAAACAGUUUGGCCAAUAUUUCGCAGCUAAACAGAAACAAUGCUGCAAUCCGCUGAAUUGCCAUGGCGGUGCUCGUAAGAAAAAUUUAAAAAUCAAUUCGUCAUGUUUUCAUGACAGGUUUCAUGAAAACAAUCAGGAAAUAGUAGAAGGUCGAAAAACAUGCAUCCAAUGUGAUGCAGCACUGAGAGCGGAGGUUGUAAGGAUUAAUUCGCAAGAUAGAAUAAUGGAUCAAGAAAUAGGGGUAGCAAUCGGUGAAAAUAGUAUACCUCGGCACAAGUAAUGUUACAAGCAUUAUAGUUAGCAUUCAUUAUUUCCUUGUUAUAGACACUGGUGAGUUGGAUCAUUAAGCUGAGAAUUGAAAACUCCGCAUGAGCUGAGUAAAAGGAUUUUCACACUAUAUUUUUUACAACAUGAAAAUGUUGGAAAUGAAGUGAUUAGCUCACUUCUGCGAUGUUAUUAUUGUUUUGUUUUAUUUGAAAUUGUUUUGAACCUGUUUUAAUCGUUUUUUUUUUGCAUAGUAAAGACACAGCUGUUUGCCUUAACACGGUUUUGUAAUCUCCUGUUAGUGAGUCGAAGGUCAAACGAUCGAAUAAAUACAGUGGAGAAAAACUGCUCAAGGCAUCCAAAGCUUUAAAAAAUCUUUUGAGGCUGUUUCAAGUCAGCAAAAUGAAGGUUUAGAAAGUACUGGAGAGGAAAUGGUUCGACAACUCAAAGAAAAAUUUCAAAUUUGUAAUAAAACGAGCUAUGAAAUCCGCCAGUUGUUAGUGCUGCCAGGUUCGAUUCAGUUAAAUCUGUUCCAGGGAUCCAAGAAAUUCAUUCGGCGACACCUUAAGCUGACGUCACCAUUGUCAAGCUCUGAUCGGGUAUCUAUUUCAAUUCAACUCCAAAAGUUGAACAAAGGCGUCACGUACUACAAAAAUCAAACGUUAAUUUCUGAUAAACCUGUUAAGUAAUUAAAAUUAGUGAAACGCACGUUGUACUUUAAUGGCUGUUAAUUCAGGUUCCAUCAAGUAGAAUAUGAGAAACCAGUUUUUUAAAAUUUGGAGCGGUGAUUUAGUUUGGGAUGCGUUUUAAUAAGGCUUAUCGCAUUUGUAGGCGUAUUGUUGGAAUUUAACGAACUCGUUAUUUUAAAAGUUAAAUAUCUCCGCAACGGCGCAUAUUGCAUUUUGUGGAUAGGUGAUUCUUAUGUAAAAUUUUCUGCUGAACACAUUGGUGACAUCAAAUUUAAAAAAAUUUGGGGGUGUUUUGAGAUAAACAAAGUUUAAGUUUUUAAACGUGGAAAUAUCAAUAUUUGCAACACUGUUUGUAAAUUCUGAUGAUGCCAUUCAAUUGUAAAUUUAAUAACAUUUAAAAAGAGUGUCUAAUAUUGUCUGUUGCUCUUACGGCCUCUGAGAUAUGAUGUUUUUCCAAAACAUGGAAAAUGAUUUUUUGUCAAAAAAUAAAAAAAUGGAGGGCCCCGCAAUUGGAGGGGGGUUGUCCGAUUGACCCAAAACUCUGGAUUUUUCAGUUUCGACUUAAAAAAAGUCAUUUUAUUCAUUUUGAAGCGAAUCGGAGAGGGUCGUUGCAUUUGCCUGAUCACUUGACAUGGAAUGACCCAUAUAUUGAUUAAACUUUGCACCAUUUCGAUUAGCAUGGGUCAUAUCUACAAACAUUACUAAUCUGAACAGUUCCAUAAAAAAUGUCCAAGUUAAAUUUUUUUUCUUUAAUUGUCAUUUUUGAUUUGACGGAAAUUUUGAAUAGACGUUUCUAUGGGCAAAAAAUGCCAUGUUAUGCUAUUAGUUUAAUUUAUUGCCGACUUUUUUAAUGCUUUCAAUCUUAUCUGAGUUUGGUUGAACACCCCGGUUUGCGACUAUGUGGCCCAAAAGUCGAGCUGCAAUUUGAGAUCAACUUUUUCUAAAGCUUUUAGAUUUUGUUUUGUCUAAAUUGAAUGUUAUUUAGUUCCGGCAAGAGGAAAAGCCAAGAAGGAAUCAUUUUUACAAUCAUCAGGUUUCAAUCUAACCCUUUGUAAAACAGGUGUACAGUUUCCUAAUGAUUGAUUUACAAAUUCUUAUUUUUCCCCUAAAUAUCUGAUAUCUGUACAUACAGAUUACAGGUUUUUGCAAAAACAUACAGAUUCUUACGAAUUUUUUACUAAACUUACAGAUUUUUGUAUUGGAAAUCUGUGAAAGAUUUUUCGAAAUUCAAAAUCGGGUUGAAAUGUGGCAUAUCUGAUCACAGGCACCAACAGAGUCGUCCAAAGGCAAAGAAAAUAACACUGCUUCGGCCUAUCCCUUGUGCCAUCCAAAUCAAACGAAAAACUUACAAGCAAAAUGUCACCAACACUACUGCUUAUCUUUUGAUUCCCGUCUCUUUUCUGAACUAUUGUGUAAGUGCAAGAAGCGUCACACGGGAGAGCAACGGUCAUCCUGCACUCGCGCUUCUCUUGCUUUUCUAUUGCGCUCACAGACACAAAUUUAUGGCAAGCGCUCGCCCGUCGCCACGGAAAAACUGGCUUCUCCCAUGCACUAUCACGGAUUUUAACAUUGGCGUCACAUUCACCGGUAGUAUGAAACCGCCCAAUUUCGUAUAACCCUUUUCUCCACCUUUUGCACUUAAUGAAACUGCGAUUAUGCGCCGGGAAGAAUAGACAAAUAAAAUGCGAUUGACAUUAUGGCACUGUUUUAACCGUAGGCACGACUUUGCUGCAACUCUCAAACAUCGAACUCUCUAACAGCCAACACAAAUUGAAUGUCGUUGUCCUUUAGGCCGCAGUCGCGGAUGCAUCACGAAACAGACUCAUAAUCUGCGAAGGCACACCGAGGAAACAGUUUUUGGCAUGCAUAUUUCAGCAUUGUAGAUAUAAUAAAACAUUUGAUCUUUUCAAAACAAACAAAAUUAACAAAAAAUAAGUGUUCCUCGAUACAGAUUUUUUUAACAGUUCAAGAUGUUUGUUUUGCAGAUUAUAUGAUUCUGUAAUAAGUGCUUCAAUGAAUGCCUAGAGGGUUUUGAUGUAAAAUUUCAAAUAUGUUGGUUUUUAGCCAAUAUGAAACAGGAACUUUUUAGCUUUGUAACGUAACGGAAAACGGACAGUUUUUUACUUCAUGGGAAUCCCUUACUUUUAUUCAAACUAAUAUUUCGUCUCUUUAUACUCAAAAAUUACUUUAAUUUGACACUAGAAGAUCUAAGCUAGGUCGAAUGCAACUUGAGUUGCGAGCGGGUUAAAUUUGCGUUGUAACGUCGCGAGAUUGAUUGUUGAUCUCUCCAUAAAAUAUGCAGUUAUGUCUGAUAACAUACCUAAUGCGUAGUUUACGUCACGUCAAUUUGGUGAAAUGGGUUAGUGUUUUAUAUCAUUUGACUCAUUCAUGAGUCAUUCAUGAGUGAUGUUACAAUCUGAAAAAUGUCAACAUCAUGAUAUUUAAUUGAUCACGGGUUAUCCGCAAGUUUUUACGCGGUUUGAAAAACAACCUUUGCACAAAUUAGAUUUUCCUGUUCAACCGCCUGGUCUAGCUCGAUUUCUGAUGUCAAUUAGAAACUUUUUUCAGGUGCUGUAUAUACGAUAAUAUUUCGAAAUGUUGAGAUUUCGAAACAUAUUUUACAAUGACCAUCAUUAGGAGUUAUGCGAAAAUUAUUUUAAUGAGUACGUUUAAAUACCUAGGUAACUUUUCGACUAAAUGUUACGGGACCGGAAAAAGCUGAAAGCGGCAUUUUUGUGUUAUAAUUAUAAUUUUUAAAAGGUAUCUUAAAUGUAUUGGCAUCCAAAACACAUUUGUAAACUUAUUUCUAACAUACAUGUUGUUGGAUAACUUGCUAAUUUAUUCAGUCAUUCUGAAAAAAAUUAAAGAAAAAUUAAUUUAGUAUGUUUUAGUAUGUUGUCAUAUGAGACAAUUCUGAGAUUAUUAUUAACAAAUACGUCACUUAUGAAAAGAGCUAUUCUAAUUGUAACUCACAUUCCUUCACUGAAGAUCCUUAGAUUUGAGUUUUGUCCUGCAUUCUAAAACAUUUAACAUUGAACGUAAUUUGUAACGUAGUUUAUGGACAACCCAUCAGCCAAGUGCAUAAAGUAGAAGUAGAAAUACAUAGAACUAGUUUUCAAACUGUUUCUUAUGAAAAUGUAGAAGUAAUAUGCGAUAAAUAUUGGAUAUCGAUUGAUUCAUAUUUUCGAGACGUUACAACAGAGCGAAAAUACCCCUUGCUGAAAAAUAAGCGUUGUAACGUUACGAAAAAUGAAAGCUAAUCAAAAAAAGUUGUUACCAGUCAUAGGCACUCUAAACACGGUAAAAUGUUCGAUUGUUAUUUGUUGUCAAAUCAUAAGAUUCCAAACAGAGCAAAGUUUUUUGCCUUACGGAGAAAAGGCCCGACAGCUCAAUUUCUCGCGCGUUGUAACGUUACGCUAUAUAAUCACUCCCCAAGGUAGUUUGAACAAAGUAAACAAAUGUCUUAUAGAUCAUUUCUCUAAGACUCUGAUUACAGCGUGAUAUAUUGUUGCGUGACUUAGAGCGCGCUCCGUACAUUCUCAAAGUAUACGGAAUAGAAACCCAUAACAGUCCCAUGUAAUUCUUCUCCACUUUUGAGAAAAACCCUCAGAAACUUCUCCACAUUACGUGUACUCUCGAGCAACCAUAAAAAAGCUAUGUUUGUUGUUGAAAUGAUGAAAAAAUAUUUUUCAUUUUUAUUAUUUUGAUUGCAUCGAUAGGAAUGCGUUUUACUCAGCUGUACGUUUUCGGUAGUGUGACUCUUUUGCGUUUAUGGGCAUUAAAUUUGGAGGGUGUUGAGGGAUAAUUUCUAUAAAAAUUAAACUGUGAUUAAAAUCUACUGCAGAUACGCAGUAGUAGUGUGAUAUUCAUCACAACUCGAUAAUACUAUGCAUAAAACUUCAGAAAAUUGGUGUUCAAAAUCCGUUCAGUGGCAGCAAGCAUUUGUAAGCAUUUGAAAAUGACGGUUAUAAGCAUGGGCCAAACCGUUAUUUCUAGAUUUUAAAUUUAAUGCCUUGUUAGUGUAUGAAAACUGUAUGAAAUUUCACUGGAAAUAUUAAAAAAUUUGAGUCAAUUGAGCUCAAACUUAGCUUCUGCCAUUGCCAUGAUCACACGAUGAAAAAAUCCGGUUAAUAUUUGUCAGUCGAGCUGUAGAAUUCUGGCCAUUUUAUUUGUUAUUAUUUACAAUAGGAAUUUUGUGCUGAAGUACGAAAAGAAGGAAAAGUGAAAAACCAAGUAUAUGGUAGCCAUUCGAAAAAUGCAGCACAUUAGGUUAAUGUAGAACUUGACCAAUUAUAGGAUCGAUAAGGUUAAGUUCAUAGCCCUUACCCGUAGCCAAAAUCAUUCAAGAAGAAAUAAAUAAUGUAGAGGUAGCCAUUCUUGCAAAAAAUAAAUAGCAUCGACUGUUGAAAUAACUAAUCAAAUAGCUUGCAUGCAAUGAAAAAUAAGUGUAAUAAAGGUUAGAUAUUAAAAUAAAACUCAUUUGUG
Molecule: messenger RNA, 14802 nt
Organism: Wyeomyia smithii (pitcher-plant mosquito)
Lineage: Eukaryota; Metazoa; Arthropoda; Insecta; Diptera; Culicidae
Exons: 4
Coding region: 224-8299 (2691 amino acids)
Molecular function (GO): protein binding
Source: RefSeq, a predicted model, not a curated record